Messenger RNA from Effrenium voratum, 1794 nucleotides. NCBI's taxonomy places the organism in Eukaryota, Dinophyceae, Suessiales, Symbiodiniaceae. The record is from the annotation of a GenBank genome assembly.
UCUACGCAGCGCGAAGAAUGAGCAUCCCAUGGCGCCUCUUGAAGCGUGGGAGCUGCGAAGGCUGCAGAAUGGUCCGGUGGACUCCGUUGUGGUGACCUCUGCUGGCCUGCGCAAGGUGCGGCAUCUGAAGCCUCUGCGCCGCCCAGCGCCCGAAGCCGCGGAGCGGGAGAUCCCCCUGCGCCCGGACGCGGGGCCUGAGACGCGGCUGCGCUUCGGGGACGGCGUGUGGCUACUGUUGCCGCCCUUGGAGGAGGCGUCGAAGCCGCUGGCGCUGUGCGCCUGCGCGCGGCCGCAAGUCACGGAGCACGUGGGGCCCCGGGAGUUGCAACCCACCGACGCGGUGGCGGAGGAGCUGCGCCUUGCGCGGGACCUCGCGGCUUCGGGGCGCCGCGCCCGGGGCCUGGUGGCGCUCACCGGGGCGCCGCUGGAGGGAAGUCGGCGCGCCUUGGCCUGGGCGCUGUACCGGGCCAAUGGCCUGGAUGGCUUUAAGGAGGAGGCAGUGCAUUAUGGCCAGCCACUGCAGCUGGGGCAGCCUUCGGUGGAUGGCGAGGUAUUGCUGAGCUGCGAGCCUCCCAGUCGCGGAGGAGGCAUGGGCUCCUCCUACUCGCUGCUGGGGCGCUUUGCAGACUUUGGCCACGCUGUGCUGGGCCGCAAGGGCUGGCAUGAUGUCUUCGUCUUUGCGCCGGUGAGAUCUGGUGACUUCGGAGAUCCCGUGGACCUCCGGCAUCCUUUGCGCAUUGUCCCGCUGGCUCCGUACAGUUACUUACACGGCAUGCGGCUUGUGCAAGCGGCCCCCUUCGGGCUGCCAAACCGCGUGGGCCGGGGCUGCGCCUCCCGCGCGGCCGUCACGGCGUUCGGCUCGGAGCUGCUGCUGCGCGCGGCGCAGCCGGAGCCGGAGCUUUGGGACACCGAGUGGUUCUUGCAACGCCUGGUGUAUGACGGCCCAGUGCCAGCGAGCGUCAAUGCCACCGGCUUUGCGCGCUGGAGUGGGCUCAGGUCAGCAGUUCUUGAACGCUUGCGCCGUCGGCGAGAAGUUUGCGCCUUCAGCACUCUUCGCAAGAUCCUGUCGAAGGACCGGCUUUUGUCCGAGCCGCGCCUGGGCAUGCGAGAGCCGGCGGCAGAUGCGGUGGAGGAACCCAUCCUGGUUGGCAAAUCUUAUGUUGAAGCCACGCUGCGGUGCAGCUAUGGGCUUUGCGUCAGCGAGGCGGACAUGCAACAUGUGGUGGACAUCUUCUCUGCCACGUGGCCUGGCGCUGACGAGCCCAUCAUCGAUGUGGAUGCCUUCUUGGAUGCGCUGCGUGGGGAGAUUUCCGUCGGGAGGCUGCGGACACUGGAGCAGCUUUACUCGCUGCUGCAGAAGGAGGCAGGCGGCCGGGACAGCCUGAGCUUGGCCUGGGUGCGUGCACGCAUCGCGGAUUGUGCUGCCGAAAGCCAGCUCUUCCCGGUGAGCGAGGUGAUGUCAGCUCUGCCGCUCAUCCGCACUCAUGCGUCGGUGACACGUCAAAUCUUCUCCCGGUGGCAGAUGGACUUGUUUGCGCUGGUAGACCGACACGAGCUUCUUCUCGAGUUCUUGCGGCAGAUGUGGGGGGAUGUGGUGCUGAAACUGGGCACUGAUGAGGAGAAAGCCAAUUGGACCCUGCCACUCCCGGCGGAGGUCUAACGUGUGCCUUACCACAAACGUUGGAAGGGCUUUGCACUUUGUUUCACCGGAAGGGGGCCCCCUUGCCAGCGGAAAUCGCGCAGGGGCCAAGCUGCGUCGCAGCGAGGGAAGGUGGCCGAGUUGUUUCCUGCGCG